AAAAAUAGAAGUUUCUGGCAAGUGUUCAUUUAGCAGUUAGCCAAGUGAUGAGCAUUUGAUUACUGCUAAUUUUUAAUCAACUGCUCAUUUUUUAACUUUGCUUCUUUCCAUUUAAACCCUAAUCCUUUGGUUCUAUCUAUCUAUGGAUCCUCGUCGACCUUCUCGCCUUAUCGAUCCAAAGGUUCGUCGGGUGGGUUUUUUCGCACCCGACCCGGAUAACCAUACCGGAUUUGCCUCAUCUCCCUACGGCAACUCUUCAUCUCCGGCGAUGAUCCCUCACGCCUUCGACAGCGUCUCACAAGCUGUGCCUGUUCCCAAUUCUACGUUGUCGCGGCCUCGACGGACUUCUUUUGACGAAAGUGAGCAAUUGGUGGUUGGAAGUUACAAUCCUAUGCAGUCCAUGCUGGGAACUUCACCGGCGUCCAGCGGAAUUGGUGUAGACGGCGAAUUUUCCGAGGACUCCUCUCAGUGGGUUCGUUUAACUGAUGGUUUCGGUUUGACUUCACCCGCGAUAUCAAUGACUGAAUUGAAAGACGAUCAUGAUACCUCUGGCAUGGAACGGGUCAGUGGACUAGUGGCUGAAACACCAACUGAAGUAGAAAGAAAUGCAAAGUCACUGAAAGAGAAGACCACCAAAGCUGAAAGGCGUGCGCUGCAGGAGACUCAACGAGCUGCAAAAGCUUCUGGAAAAGCUGGGGGAAAAUCUGUGGUAAAGUUACAUGGACAGUCUGGUAAACCUGCUAAGCAGCCUCCACAAAAGAAAGAUGGUGGACAAAUGAUGUCAUCUGCAGCUAUUUCUGAGACAAAAGGAGGUGACCGACCACCGGAGAAGGAUCGCAAGAAAGAUGUACCAGCUCCUAGGAUGCAAUUUGAUGAUAAGAAUCGUGUUGAAAAAGCUAAGAAGCGUGCACUAGUUAAAAAGAUUGAAGCUAGAAAUAGAGUAGAAUUGUUUCGGCAUUUACCGCAGUAUGAACAAGGAACUCAGCUACCUGAUCUUGAAUCAAGGUUUUUCCACCUUGACACCAUGCAUCUUGCAGUUUACAAGGUCGGAUUGCAGUAUUUGGCUGGAGAUGUAGUUGGGGCCAAUGCUCGCUGUGUUGCAAUGCUACAAGCAUUUCAACAAGCCAUCAAAGAUUACUCUACACCUCGUGAAAAAGCUCUAGGUAGAGAUUUAACAGCAAGAAUCAGUGGCUACGUAUCAUUUCUUAACGAGUGUAGGCCUCUUUCUAUUAGCAUGGGGAAUGCAAUUCGCUUUCUGAAAGCUCGUAUAACCAAGUUAUCUUUAACUCUUUCUGAGUCAGAAGCAAAAGCUGCUCUUUAUUCAGAUAUUGAGCGCUUCAUGAAUGAGAAGAUAGUAUUAGCUGGCAGAGUAAUAAUAAGACAGGCAGUUAUGAAGAUCAGAGAUGGUGACGUUCUUCUCACGUAUGGUUCUUCCUCUGUUGUUGAGAUGAUUCUGCUACAUGCUUAUGAGCUUGGGAAACAAUUUUGUGUAAUAGUGGUUGAUUCUCGCCCUAAAUUUGAAGGCCGGGCACUACUUCGGAGGCUGGUGAGAAAGGGCCUAAGUUGUACAUAUACUCAUAUAAAUGCUGUUUCUUACAUUAUGCAUGAAGUCUCUAGAGUGUUCAUGGGUGCUGAAUCUGUAUUAUCUAAUGGAACUGUGUACUCUGGAAUUGGGACUGCAUGUGUUGCUAUGGUUGCUCAUGCAUUCCGUGUUCCUCUGCUGAUUUGUUGUGAAGCUUAUAAGUUUCAUGAGAGAGUACAACUUGAUUCUGUUUGUUCCAAUGAGCUGGGUGACCCAGAUGUCAUUUCCAAGGUUCCUGGUAGACUGGAUGUCAAUUAUUUGGAUAACUGGACAAGUAAUGAUAAUAUUCAGCUUCUGAAUUUGAUGUAUGAUGCUACUCCGUCAGACUAUAUCUCAAUGAUCAUUACAGAUUAUGGCAUGAUACCAACGACAAGUGUGCCUGUGAUUGUGCGCGAGUAUGGGAGAGAACACCUCCUGAUAUAAAUUGUCCUGUUUGGAUGUGGCAAAGAAGGAACAACUACCAACUUACUGGCAAUUUUUGCUGUCAGAUAACAACACCUUAAAGGAAAUGAAUGCUUGCAUUAAAAAUUAUUUACCAUAUUAAAAAAAAGAAGAAUGCAUGCAUUAAAUUUUUUGUCUUGUGAGAUCAUAGAAAUUUGCACAGUUCUCAGUAAGAUGUUUCUUUUUGUUAGGUUAUAUUUACAUAGUUCCCUGAUAAAAAUAACUAGGUCAUAGUUGUCUGGUGAGUUGGAUGGAUUGGUUGUAUAUUUCAAUGCAAAAUUCCACAAUUUUUUU
Molecule: messenger RNA, 2317 nt
Organism: Solanum stenotomum
Lineage: Eukaryota; Viridiplantae; Streptophyta; Magnoliopsida; Solanales; Solanaceae
Exons: 7
Coding region: 143-2005 (620 amino acids)
Source: RefSeq, a predicted model, not a curated record